This is a messenger RNA of Choloepus didactylus (southern two-toed sloth), 4294 nucleotides long. RefSeq names its product p21 (RAC1) activated kinase 2 (gene PAK2). The transcript is spliced from 15 exons. Gene Ontology annotation, molecular function: protein serine/threonine kinase activity; ATP binding. Gene Ontology annotation, biological process: regulation of axonogenesis; regulation of MAPK cascade; intracellular signal transduction. The coding region runs from base 166 to 1740 and encodes 524 amino acids. NCBI's taxonomy places the organism in Eukaryota, Metazoa, Chordata, Mammalia, Pilosa, Megalonychidae. The record is from RefSeq and is a predicted model, not a curated record. Gene Ontology annotation, cellular component: cytoplasm.
GCUCCUGCGCGGCUCCUCUUCCUGUUCCACUUCCCCAUCCCACCCCUCCCUCCCCUGCGCCGCGCUUUUGCCUGGGCGGCUUUGGAGCCCGCCGGGAGCUCGGACCGAGGCGCCUCGCUGGGGCGGGACCUUUCCUCGCCUAGGGCAACUUCAUACUUGUGAAUCAUGUCUGAUAACGGAGAACUGGAAGACAAGCCUCCAGCACCUCCUGUGCGGAUGAGCAGUACCAUUUUUAGCACUGGAGGCAAAGACCCUUUGUCAGCUAAUCACAGUUUGAAACCUUUGCCCUCCGUUCCAGAGGAAAAAAAGCCCAGGAAUAAAAUCAUCUCUAUAUUUUCAAGUACAGAGAAAGGAAGUAAGAAGAAAGAAAAGGAACGGCCAGAAAUUUCUCCUCCAUCUGAUUUUGAACACACCAUACAUGUUGGCUUUGAUGCUGUUACUGGAGAAUUCACUGGCAUGCCAGAACAGUGGGCUAGAUUAUUACAGACCUCCAAUAUCACCAAACUAGAGCAAAAGAAGAAUCCUCAGGCUGUGCUGGAUGUCUUAAAGUUCUAUGACUCCAACACAGUGAAGCAGAAAUACCUGAGCUGUACUCCUCCUGAGAAAGAUGGCUUCCCCUCUGGAACACCAGCACUGAAUACAAAGGGCUCAGAAACAUCAACAGUAGUAACAGAGGAAGAAGAUGAUGAUGAAGAGGCUCCUCCUCCUGUUAUUGCUCCAAGACCAGAUCAUACAAAAUCAAUUUACACAAGAUCUGUAAUUGACCCUAUUCCUGUGCCAGUUGGAGAUUCUAAUGUUGAUAGUGGUGCCAAGUCUUCAGACAAACAGAAGAAGAAGACCAAGAUGACAGAUGAAGAGAUUAUGGAGAAAUUAAGAACUAUUGUCAGCAUAGGUGACCCUAAGAAAAAAUAUACAAGAUAUGAAAAAAUUGGUCAAGGGGCUUCUGGUACGGUUUUUACUGCUACUGAUGUUGCAUUGGGACAGGAGGUUGCUAUCAAACAGAUAAAUUUGCAGAAACAGCCAAAGAAAGAAUUGAUCAUUAAUGAAAUUUUAGUGAUGAAAGAAUUAAAGAAUCCCAACAUAGUUAACUUCUUGGACAGUUACCUGAUGGGAGAUGAAUUGUUUGUGGUAAUGGAGUACCUUGCUGGUGGGUCACUUACUGAUGUUGUAACAGAAACCUGUAUGGAUGAAGCACAGAUUGCUGCUGUAUGCAGAGAGUGUUUACAGGCAUUGGAGUUUUUACAUGCUAAUCAAGUGAUCCACAGAGACAUCAAGAGUGACAAUGUGCUUUUGGGGAUGGAAGGAUCAGUUAAACUUACUGACUUUGGUUUCUGUGCCCAGAUCACCCCUGAACAGAGCAAGCGAAGUACCAUGGUUGGAACACCUUAUUGGAUGGCACCAGAGGUGGUUACCAGGAAAGCUUAUGGUCCUAAAGUGGACAUAUGGUCUUUGGGUAUCAUGGCAAUUGAGAUGGUAGAAGGAGAGCCUCCCUACCUCAAUGAAAAUCCCUUGAGGGCCUUGUACCUGAUAGCCACUAAUGGAACCCCAGAACUCCAGAAUCCAGAGAAACUAUCCCCAAUAUUUCGGGAUUUCUUAAAUCGCUGUUUGGAGAUGGAUGUGGAAAAAAGGGGUUCAGCCAAAGAAUUGUUACAGCAUCCUUUCUUGAAACUGGCCAAACCAUUAUCUAGCUUGACACCGCUGAUCAUGGCAGCUAAAGAAGCAAUGAAGAGUAACCGUUAACAUCAUUGUGAUGGCCUCAUAUUCUUUUUUCCAUUUUCUAAAAGAAGUCUUUUAAUAUAUGAAAAUUUUACUCUCUUCGAGGGUUUGAAAGAAGUGGUAUGCAUAACAUGGAGGAAAACCACAAACUACUCCUUGAAGAAAACAGAGAAAAUUGCAAAAAAGAAUUAUGACUUUCAAAUGAACCCCUUCUUUAGGGUCCAAAAGUAAUUGUGGACUGAAUCACUAGCCUUACUUAAGUCUUUGUCUUUCUGCAGACAGCCCAUCGGGGCCAUUUAUCAUGCUUGAGAUUUGCAUUUUGUUUUAUUUUGCUGACUUUGUUGUAAUAGAUCCCAUUCAUUAUCUCCUUUGGGGUAUUUUCAAUACUUGAAUGGCAGAUUUGAGUUUUUCAUAGUAUUUGUUUCAUCUGCUAGUUCUUUUCCUUCUUCUUCAUAGCUUUUUCCUUGACUUGUUCAUUUGGAGUUGCCUUGAGAAAAUUUUCUUAUGCCUAAAUUCAAGGCAAGUGUGAUAGAAAUUAUGUAGCCCCUUAUAUUGGCAAAGGGGCUCAAUGUGGUUAACUUUGUAUAGAAGUUAGGACCAGCUAUUGUUACAUGUAAUAUUUCAGUUCAGUAUUUGAACUGAAGGAAGGGGAGAAACGUAUAUGAUUUUUACCUUUUUUAACAAAUGUGAAAGAGUCAGUUUUAGAAAUUUCAUGGUAGUGAGUUGUUUGGCAUUUGUUACAUGUAUAGAGAGAAGACUAAUCUAUAUUUAUAACUAAAUCAUUGAAACAGAAAAAGAGUCCCAUUGACUAUUUGUCCUUAUGAUUUUUGUCUUCCUUUCUGCCUGCUCCCUCCUCAGAUUAGGUUUCAAGAACCAAAGUGAUUUGUUCUUGUUCCAACUUGGGCCUUAUGAGUUUGCUUGGUGCCGCUACUUUAGGUUACCCACCUGUUUUUCUUCAUUUUGCAAAUAAGUUUCUGUAUAUGUUGUAAAUUUAGGUCCAGGUUGGGUUUUUGUUUUAAUUAACCCUCUUCCUCACCCAGUGUCAAAUAAUACAAUAAUUAUUGAAGGUUUGGAAUUUAAAAGUUAACUUUUCUUUCCCCCUCUCACCCUCACCCUCCUUCACAUAUCCCUUCUCCCCGCCGACCCCCACCCCCCAUUUAUAGGAGAAAAAUAUUUGGGUGUAGCAGAGACAGAAAGAGAGGCUUGAAUUUUGGUGCACUCAAAAAUAAUUAGAUGAGAUUAUAUUUGUAAAAGGAGAGAAAUGUCAGUUACAUAGAGGAGUAGUUUGUGAUCAGUAAACCAUAGAGAUUUGCCAUAAAUUACAUUGUUCCCAACCCAUUACCAACAUCUUUCUGGCUACAAGAACAUAAGUGACAAAGUACUUAUCUUAAUGAAUUCAUGGAUCAUUUAGAUUUUUUUCAAAGGAAUAGAUUAUAUUCAUUUAAGAAACUGUAGAAAGGAAGAUACGAAAAGUGAAAUGUGCUUGAUAAUAGUAAUACUUCUUUUAUUUUAAAGGUUUUAAAAAAAAAAGGUCUGUGACCCUAUAGCAUUAAUUAUUAGAGUGCCCUCUCCUGUCCUUUCCUCUCUGCUCCACUCCUCUUGUUUGUUUGUUUGUUUGUUUUAUUUUGGGAGGAGAUGUUGUCCCUUCUGACAUGUCAGGAGCCAUAUAUAGAGAGAAAAAUCUGUGAUUUGGUCCUGGCAAUUUGCUCCCACUAUCCCCUCCCAAUUAACUUCACAUGUACCUGCCAUCCUGCAAUAGUACAUAUCCUGAAUAAAGAUAAUUUUGAUGUUUGGGAGUACAGUGGGGGAACUAGCAGGGCUUUUAUUUACUAUUUUUCCCAUAGUAUCUGUAUCAGAAUAUAGGUAAAGAUAGAAAUGGCUGUUUUUAUUGAUAAUGCAGGGAAGUUUUCAUAAAAAUGAGUAAAAUAAUUAAUGAAACUUGUAAUUAGAGCACUUAGUCUCUGUUUUCAGUUUGAUUCUUGAGUUCAUUGUUCUCUGGAUUAUAUUAGCCUUCUACAGCUAUUACUAAAUUACUUUGCAGAAGAAACAAGCUGUUUUAUUUCUGGUGGAAAGCUACAAUGCCUCUUGAGUUCCAGAUUUGAAUAUUCUUUUUAAACAGUUGUUUGGAUGGAUUAUAAUAAAGAAAAUACUACCAAUGAAGUAGAAAACCCACUAGAUGAUAAGACUGUGAACAUCAUGACCACUUGAGAAUGCACUUCCGUACAUAAAGACCAUAUUCGUUGAAUAAAGUGCCAAUGCCCCAUUUUUAUUCCUGUGACUCAACCAAGAGUGUUUCAGUUUGUAGAAGCAGUUUGGCUUUGUAUUUACAACUUUUUUGAUGGCUACCUGCACGUCCAUUGCUGGCAACGGACUUGGACUUUACAACCUGACUCCUAGGUUAAGGGAGGUACACUGUGGUUUCUUUUUUACCUACUUGGAUAUACUAACCCAUAGUAGAAAUAUCCUUUGGUUAAUUCUGAAAUGUGUCAUUUUUAAACAAAAUAAUCCUAAAACAAUACUGAAUUGUGAUUUAUUAGUUUUAAAUUAAAAUGUUCUGAUCUUGUUGAAAGAACAAUUA